Ctenopharyngodon idella (grass carp) is the source of this 8190-nucleotide messenger RNA. RefSeq lists its product as uncharacterized. Gene Ontology annotation, molecular function: protein binding; ubiquitin protein ligase activity. Gene Ontology annotation, biological process: protein polyubiquitination; ubiquitin-dependent protein catabolic process. The transcript is spliced from 17 exons. The coding region runs from base 3003 to 5642 and encodes 879 amino acids. The record is from RefSeq and is a predicted model, not a curated record. Lineage: Eukaryota; Metazoa; Chordata; Actinopteri; Cypriniformes; Xenocyprididae.
UGAAAAUGGGGGAAAAAGCUCAUUAUGAAAUAAAUGUUUUUUUCUAGUUCACGUUGGCCACAAUUAUUGGCACCCAAUUAUUGCAACGUCCUUUUCCCAAGAUAACAGCUCUGAGUCUUCACCUAUAAUGCCUGAUGAGUUUGGAGAACACCUGACAAGAGAUCAGAGACCAUUCCUUCAUGCAGAAUCUCUCCAGAUCCUUCUGAUUCCAGCUCCAUGUUGGUGCUUCUUCUCUUCAGUUCACUCCACUCAUUUUCUUUAGGGUUCAGGUCAGGGAACUGGGAUGGCCAUGGCAGAAGCUUCAUUUUGUGCUCACUGACACAUUUUUCUGUUGAUUUUGAUGUUUGUUUUGGAUCAUUGUCCUGAUGGAAGAUCCAUCCAUGGACCCAUUAUAAGAUUUCUAGCAGAAUACCAUGAUACCAUGUAUCUGAACAAGAUGUCCAGGACCUCCAGAAAAAAAAAAAAAAAUAGGCCCACAGCAUUAAAGAUCCAGCAGUAUAUUUAACAGUGGGCAUGGGGUACUUUUUAUCCAUGUGUGCACCAAACCCAUCUGGUGGGUUUGCUGCCAAAAAGCUAUUUUUUUAGUUUCAUCUGAUCAUAGAAGCCGGUCCCUUUUGAAGUUCCAGUCGUGUCUGACAACUGAAUAUGCUGGAGUUUGUUUUUGGAUGAGCGAGGAGGAUUUUUCUUGAAACCCUCCCAAACAACUUGUGGGGAUGUAGGUGCUGUUUGCCAAUUUUUUUUUAGGCUUUCUGACUCAACUAAUUUCUGUAAUUCUCCAGCUGUGAUCCUUGGAGAGUCUUUGGCCACUCAAACUUUCCUCUUCACCACGCAUUAGGAUGAUUUAGACUCACAUCCUCUUCCAGGCAGAUUUGUAACAUCUUUAGUUUAUUGGAACUUCGUAAUUAUUGCCCUUAUGGUGGAAAUGGGGAUUUUCAAUGCAUUGGCUUUUUUCUUAUAGCCAUUUUCUAUUUUGUGAAGCUCAACAAUCUUUUGCUGUACAUCAGAACUAUAUUCUUUGGUUUUUCUCAUUUUCAUGAAUGAUUAAGGGAAUUUGGCCUUUGUGUUUCCUCAUGUUUAUACUCCUGUGAAACAGGAAGUCAUGGCUGGACAAUUUCAUGCUCCUAGUCACCCUGGUGUGCUAAAAAAUGUAAAUAUGAAUGGGAAUAUACUUCAGAAAUAUUUUACUCAUAAGAAUUUCUAGGGGUGCCAAUAAUUGUGGCCAACAUAUAUUGGAGAAAAAACAUUUAUUUCAUAAUGUGAGUUUCCCCCCACUUUCAAUUGUUUUACUUCGAUGAAAGGUUAGAUUUUUGUGAAAAGUAUAAACAAUGCAGAUUUAUUUUUGCAGGCUUCUUUGAUCAUAUUUACCAAGGGUGCCAAUGAUUGUGGAGAGCACUGUACGUCAUGGUGGCCUCAGCACCUGUAGGUAAGGACAGACGAGGCAAGAGAAAAGGAGAGGGAAGGAUGAGGAGAGAAGAGAGGGGAAAAAAAUCUUGGUCCGGUUCCCAAAACGCACUGCCAUCCGGUCCUUCACCAGCUAGAUGAACUCCUCUGUGAUGCCUGGUGGUGGUGCUGGAUACCCCUCGUUGGAAGGCCCUCUAACUCCUCCGAUGCCUGGUGGAUGGCAAUGACUACUCUAGCUUUGAGCAGCCGGCAGCAAAUCCCCCGUUCCCUGCUCCUCCCCAUCAUGGCGGACUGCAGCAGGCUCCAGCCUCAGGCCAAUGGCGGUGACUCCUCCACUCACUCUAGGAUGGCAUCUGCCCCUCCACAAUCCAGGCGGACGGCAGCGAGUUAAUCUGUCCCCCCCAGCAGGUCACUCCAACCCACCCCGCAGGAGCUCCGUUUCUCAAUCUAACCUUUCAAUCACUGCCGCAGCAGUGACAUCCCCUCCGCUCCCGCAGGAGCUCCGUUUUUCCGUCUAACCUUUCCUUCACUGCCGCAGCAGUGACAACCCCUCCGCUCCCGCAGGAGCUCAGUUUUUCCAUACAACCUUUCCUUCACUGCCGCAGCAGUGACAACCCCUCCGCUCCCGCAGGAGCUCAGUUUUUCCGUCUAACCUUUCCUUCACUGCCUCAGCAGUGAUAUCCCCUCCGCUCCUGCAGGAGCUCCGUUUUUCUGUCUAACCUUUCCUUCACUGCCACAGCAGUGGCAUCUCCUCCGCUCUUGCAGGAGUUCUGUUUCUCCGUCUAACCUUUCCUUCACUGUUACAGCAGUGAUAUCCCCUCCGCUCCCGCAGGAGCUCCGUUUCUCCAUUUAACUUUUCCAUCACUGCUGCAGCGGUGACAUCCCCUCCGUUCCUGCAGGAGCUUGCCCCCAUGCAUGACCGUCCCCAUCCAACUACCGGUGGGGCUUACCUGUCCGAUGUGAGUACCGAACUCCCGUCCGAUGUUGCGAGAGUCCUCCCAGUCCAGCGUCCAACAACCUCCCUGAGAACACCGCACCAUCAGCCUUGCACUCUGCAAUUUCUUGGGGGGGUUGUCAGUAACGUUUCCUGGCUGCUAUCCCUCAUUUGUUUUGCACCUUUUUGGGGGAGUACUCUGGGUUCAGGCCAAAUUCUGAGUUCUGAGCCCUCCCCUCGGACAGCAUGCCAAAUACGCAUACUCUUUUACUCUAUCCAAUUAUUUGUAAGUGUGAAUUUAUGAAUAAUAAUAAAAUAUCACUUCUCUCAUCACUAGAAGAACAUUUUGGCAUGUUAAAUAUGAACUUGUUUAAAUAAUAAAUCUUAGAUAUAUUAAAAUCUUAGAUCUAUUAAUGCCUUUAUGUCUAAAGGUUGAAUAAACAUGUUUUCAUAUCAUUCAUUAAACAAUUCACUUAUUCGCUUGAUCUCCAUUUCCAUAGAGAUUAAUCUGUUUGGCUUCCCUGGCAACAAGGUGGCACCUAAACUCCUGAAACGCGGUUGUUCACUCAAGCCAAAAUAACACCGCUUACAACAAAACCUUCCACCUCCUGACUUCGAAAUAAGUAAACUGUGAAGGAAGGAUAAUUGUGAUUUAGAUAAUUUAGCAAUGUCUGAGGGAAAACUAAACCCUUCCUUCAGAUCAGAUAUUACCCAGUACACAGCAACAGUUGAGAGCAGUGUCAAAACCACAUCUCUACAUCUACAGACAAGUGACUGUGGUGCCUCUUGUAAUAUCUUGUUUGGUGAUGGAUCCAAAACCAUUAAACUAGAGGAUGGAUUAAAUAAAGUAGAAAUUGAGGUUGUUUCUGAAGAUGGCACAACAAAGAUGUAUAGUAUUGCGGUGACCAAACUCUCGGCCAGCGCAGCACAGCUGAGUGAUCUGACCGUACAGGGAGGACAUUCACUUCAGCCUGAUUUCUCUCCAACAACCUACGACUACUCAUGUCCUGUACAUUUUGACUGUUGUGAGGUGAGAAUGAAUCCUCAGACACCAGACAAGAGCAUGCAGACUGCUGUCAGUGACGCUUCUUGCUCUGAAUCCAUCAUGUUAAAUGCAGGAGAAACAGUAGUUAUUAUAAAGGUGACAUCAGCAGAUGGCGCCAACUCUCAAGUGUAUACUGUAAACAUUACUAGAGAGCAAGUUCCUCUAGCUGUGACUUUCUGUGAUGUGAGAGACCAGAUUGAGUUUGAGUGUCCCGUGUCUUUAAGUGCCCUCUACAAACCUGUGUCAAUACAUCAGAGUGAACCAAAGACAGCAUUUUCAGCCCCAUAUAUUGACAUGCUGACACGGAGGUCAAAAGUAGAUCCAUUUACUGAGCGUCCCUUGGGAGAGCGGUGGAAAGUUCGGGAGUCAGAGCUUGAGCAGAGAAUGUCAAACGCUCCCGUCAAAUGUUUCUUCUCACAUCGUGGAUGCAGAAACCAGAUGAGAUAUGUAGAGAUCGGAGCACAUGCAAAAGAGUGUCGUCACAAACCAUCAUCAGAUCUAGAUUCUGUGGAAGUUACACAAACAAACUGGUACAGAAAAUAUUUUGCAUCCUCAAACAACCUGGAAAUAACGACUAAUCACACACUUGAGAUUAGAAACUGGGAGAAAAGACUGCAGACAGCAUUUGGAGAACGUGAUGUAGAUAAUCUGAUUGCUCAUGCUGAGGAACACUUAAAACUCUACAAGAAAUGGCUUCCUAAUCCAGGUGACAUGAUGCGCUGUGAUCCAGGACAGUCUCCACUGGAUCAUCUGGAGCAGGCUGCCAUCCACUAUGCCACUGCUGUUAAGAUUAAACCCCACAAUGCUAAACUGCAUUUUCUUCUUGGGCUGACACUAGAGGAGCACUACUUCGCAACAGAGAUGUAUGGCCUGAGAAAGAAGGCUGAGGACGAUGACCAGGAUCUCGGCCAGGCCAAGUCUGCCGGAAGGCAGGAAGAGAUCUUGGCCAUCUGCAGGCUUCAUGGCUUUCCAGGAACACUGACAACGGAGAACCAGCUAAAAGCACUUGACAUGGAGUUACAAGAUCUCAAACAGCAGGGCCAGUCAGCAAAGGCUGAUUGUGUCCAGACACUUUUCCUCUGGCUAUCAAAAAAAGCUGGAAAGGAUGGCAGCAGUGUUGUGUCUGAUGAGAAGUGUUGGCUCUCUCGAGCCCUGCUGAAGUAUCUGGACGCCUGGUCACUGAAUGCAGACAGCUGGGAAUAUAACCUACACGUGGGGCAUUUGCUGCUACUACAGGGGAGAAGCAAGGAGGCAUUGCAACACCUUCAGACUGCGCUGGGCCUUCAACCCUGUCAUCCAACAAUCAGGUUUUAUACUGGCUUGGCUCAGCUGCAGCAGAAAGAGGAAACCAUGUCCAAUGAGCAGGUUGUGUUGUUCCUACAACAAGGCCUAGAAUACGUCAUGGGUCAAUUCUUUGUCCCACAUGAUCACAAAGAACAAGAGCAGUGGGACACCGGAUGUCAUUUGUCUGUAGUGAACGCUCAGUUUCUACGCGGUUGUCUCAGUUUGGCAGCUUUGCUUUCUAAGUACUCUUCCUCUGACCAGGCCAUGAGUCCAGAGCAAGUCUAUCACAUCAUCUCUGGGCUUGCGGCGCAGGGCAUCAGCAGGUGUGUGAAUGCAGGUGAGGUGGUGCAGCAGCUGGAGUGGGUGUUGCUGGAUGCUCAUUUUCCUCUCCUACAAGCCCUUAUUCAGCAGGACAGAGAAGGCAAACAGCCCUGGAUAGUGAAGAGAUGCCAGGCUCUCACUGCUUUGAUACGGCUCUCAUCUAUCGCCCCCUGUAGGGAGCUUCUGGACAUGCAGGAGAAGGUCUGUCAGAUGGGAGUAGUGGCAGUGCCCCGCUGCAGUCGUGCUCUGUCUCUGCUGGGUUCGGCACAACUGGCUCAGAGUGACAGUGAUGCAGCUGGUGAAAGAGGUCAGGCAGCACUUGCAAAUGCCUGCCUCAGUUUUCAGGCCAGCAUUGAGUUAGAAGGUUCCCAUCAGACCGGAGAACCACCUGAGCAGCUAACCAAGCAGACAUGGUGGAAGGAUCAUGUGGCUGCGGAAAGAGACAAAACAGUCAAGCAUGAAGUUACUGAGCCCAAACCAACGGUCGAGUCAUCUGAGGCUACGGUAGAUGGGAAGAAGACUGGCAGAGUAGCUCUAGCCCGAGGGGUCCCUACAUCCACAGUGAAGACCCCUGCUCCUACACGAGUCAACAAGACAGCCACAGGAGCCAAACAGACUCCACAAGCUGUUAGUUUCGGUUUGGAUCCAGCCUCUUAAGAAGACCUCAGAUGACUAAAACUUUGGAAGAGACGGCGCCAACUCCUGCGAUGACUUCAGAAGAUGCAACAUCUGGAUCAACACGCACAUUCGCAAAUUUCUAUAUAUCCUAAUUAUUGUUAAUACGUAAUUCAUUUUUCCAGGAGCUCUUUGCUUCUACCUUCAAUUAAAUUGCUAACAGUUAAUCGCCUAAAUUAUUACAUUAUUAGCUAACUGCAGUCUCCAAAUUGUAAUGUUGACAUGCAUUCUCUGUAAAGCUGCUUUGAAACGAUAUGUAUCGUGAAAAGCGCUAUACAAAUAAAUGUGAAUUGAAUUGAAAAUUUAAUUAUUACGCCAUUAGAUGGCAGCAAAGACUGUCUUUAUGAGUGUGUCAGUCAGUAGCGAAGACUUUUACAUUGAAAAGGCUGAAUUGUUUUGAAAACAGAACAAGACGCAACUGACAAAUGGUUUGACUAGUGCUGUCAGUCACGGGAAAACCCCUCAACUGUUAAAAGGACAAGAUAAAACAUCGGACAUUUAAACAGAUGUUUUAUUAUGAACAUAGGACUGACCUGAAGGAAAAUGCUAAAUCUGAAUGCAGGUAAUAAACUCGCUCACUCAAUCUCUUUCUCACAACACUCUUCUACAUAAUACAGUAAGCUUCUUUGAACAAUAUCAAUUCAGAACAUACACUUUACGUUGCUAAGAGUGGUUGCUAAGGGUGUUGUGUAGUGAUACACAGAACCGUUGGGAGAAGCGGUCAUAGCCGUGUUUUAUCGUGAAUAAAAGCUAUUGACCAAUCAGAAUCAAGGACAGAAACUAACCGUUUAAUAAAUCAUAAUAAAUUAGGUAUCAUUUGAAAGAUUAAACACUCAAAAUCCAUCCUGUGAAAGUUGGACACUGCCUUAAAGGUGCGGUAAGUAGAUUUUGAAGAACACUGUUGUUGAUAUUUGAAAUCAACCCAAACAAACCCAGCCCUCUCUUCAUUGCUCCGCCUCCAAAACUCACACUCCAAUAAUAACCACCCUGCUCCGUGUCAGUCUCGAACCCCGGCCCAAUCGAGCUCUUUUGUAUUGUGUCCCAUCUCUCGUUCUGCAGUUUCUCUUAUUUUCAAAUCUCCCUCUUGCUCGUUCUCUCUCCUCAACCGUCAUACGCCACCUAAUGCUGUUUCGUUAGACAUUUGUUGUUGGUGUCAAACCCGACUAACUUCCGAACAGGGGUGCGUUUCCCUAAAGCAUCGUUAGCCAACUAACAUCGCAAGUUCCGUCAUAGUUCAACGAUUUGGCGUUUCCCGAAACCAUCGUUCAAACGAACAUUCGCAAACUGCAUCGCAAACUUGUGUGGUUGGAACGACAGCUCUCGAGCUGUGGUUAGAAGCAUAGUUUCUUGUUUUUAUGACAUGUGGACUUAAUAAAUCAUUAUCUUGAGCAAAAUAAGCAAGCUGACAUUAAGUACAAUGUAUAUCUUUUAUUUCGAAUAUAUACAAAUGUUAUUUAUAUAUUUUAGUUUGUCAAGAGAUUUAAAGCACCGUUUUUGAAGAGUGCGCAUGUGCGUACGUGCACUAGAACGUAAGAACAAGCAUUUGAUUUAAUCUGGAAAUAAAGCAAAAUAACUGAGGAAAAUGAGAAUUAGUCCUCUAAUGCCAUGUCCGUAAUUUAUAGCAAAAAAUCUAGCAUUAAUUCAAUCUCAAACGGAUUCAUUUAAAGAAGUUUUUACUCCACCACCUGCGUGACGUCAUUCACCAACGUGGUUGAACGUCAGGUUUGCGACAAUACGGUUUCAGGAAACAGUCGUGACUAGCUAGUUGAUUUGUUCAACGAUGCAUCAUACUAUUGUAGUGAAGCAGUUAUGUCGUUGUUUGGGAAAUGCACCCCAGUGUAGUUGAAAAAAUACAUACCCCACCUUUAAAUCACCUUUUGAAAGUUACUUGAUGCUUCAAAUAAAGAUUUUAUCAAUUAAACUGUUGCACCAGUAGGUGGCGACAAGUGACUGUUAAAAAAGUAUUUGUCAUUGAAUCAUUCAUUUAAGAGAUUAGUUCAAAAACGCUGAUUCAUCCAGUAAUGAAACGAUUGAAGCAUUUAUGAGUGAGUCAUUGAAUCAAACCAAUGUUUUUUUAAUAAUUCAGAUUAAUUAAACAUUUUUAAAUAGACUGCAGCAGUUUUUUUUUUUCAGAACCUAUCGUAAAUUGCGUUAUUUUGUUUAGUUGUCUGUUCAGAAUCGAGGGAGAAUCGUGAUCUCUAUUUAAUUAAAAAAAAAAAAAAAAAAUCGUGAUUCUCAAUUUAUCCAGAAUCGUGCAGCUCUAUGAUAUCAUAACAGAAAUCUAUUCAUUUGUGACAGGAGAACUUUUAUAACUUUUUAACACUCAUUAUUUUGCAAUAAACUACAUCUUUAAAAAAAAUUAUCCUUAGCUAUUUUAAAAAUAAUAUUUAUCAAUUCGCGGAGACUGAAUGACAGUUUAAACAAACCGCGUUCUGCGUCGCUGUUGCCAUGACAACCAGGCGAUUGGAGUUUUCUAGAAAGCCUGCCAUUGCUAAUGAACGUGUAUCAUAGUUUGGUCAAGCUAAACAGA